Molecule: messenger RNA, 631 nt
Organism: Bactrocera dorsalis (oriental fruit fly)
Lineage: Eukaryota; Metazoa; Arthropoda; Insecta; Diptera; Tephritidae
Exons: 2
Coding region: 54-482 (142 amino acids)
Source: RefSeq, a predicted model, not a curated record
AACAGUUUAUAACUGCAAACGAUCAGUUCAACUUAGGAAACCGAAAGCGCACGAUGUCUACUGCAAUUGUUAUAUUCUCAACAAUUAUUGCAAAUAUCUGUGAACCUCAAAUUUGUUUCGAGGCGCAGAAGUACUCCUACCUGAGCAACGGCUUCAACGAGAUAAUACUAGACAGCUGUGAAGAAAACGUUCAAGCGAUAUUUACAGCCAAUAGCUACUGCUAUCAGGUGCCAUCUUCGCAAGAUAAUUCUGAACAUUAUCAGGAAUCCAUUUGCAAUAUGAAUAGUGUCGAGGAAAUAUACAAUGAAACUGAAAGCGGAGAAAUAAGUGAAGAGAAAAGGAAAGAAGAUGACGGCAUUUUUAUUCUGGUUUUGAUAUUAUUUUUAAUUUUAAUCGUUGCUGCUCCCGAAAAUGAAAGUGGACGCCAAAGGUAUAGGCGAGUUAAUAAAAGAACUCGUUACAAUAAAUAUCGAUACAUGUAAAUUAAUAAAUAUGAUAUAUGUAGAUAUAAGAGAUAAAUGCACUCAGCUGACGAUGUUAACCAAAUUUCUUCCAAAUGAUAUAUAUCUUUAUUGUGAUUAAUAUGAUAUUUUCGCCUUUAUUCGUAAAUAAAAUUUUCACUGUACGAGUA